AUGAGAACAGAGCUGGGAGAAUACAUUAGGAGAAUCACCACUGUACCAUUGCCCACAGCACCCAACAUACCCAUAACUGAUUAUGAGGUGUCGAUUACAGGUGAGUGGGUCCCAUGGCAGUCCAAGGUUCCUCAGAUUGAAGUUGAGACACACAAGGUUGCUGCUCCUGAUGUUGUAGUACCAACCCUAGAUACCGUCCGCCAUGAAGCUUUGCUGUAUACUUGGCUAGCGGAACACAAACCCCUGGUGCUCUGUGGCCCACCAGGUUCUGGAAAGACUAUGACCCUUUUCAGUGCUCUCAGAGCCCUCCCUGAUAUGGAGGUGGUUGGACUUAACUUCUCUAGUGCUACUACCCCAGAGCUACUUUUGAAAACUUUUGAUCAUUACUGUGAGUACAGGCGUACACCUAAUGGAGUGGUGCUGGCUCCUGUGCAGCUAGGAAAGUGGCUGGUGCUGUUCUGUGAUGAAAUCAACUUGCCAGAUAUGGAUAAGUAUGGCACGCAGAGAGUCAUAUCCUUCAUUAGACAGAUGGUGGAACAUGGAGGUUUCUACCGUACAUCGGAUCAGACCUGGGUGAAAUUAGAGAGGAUUCAGUUUGUUGGAGCUUGUAACCCACCUACCGAUCCUGGAAGGAAACCACUUUCACAUAGGUUUUUACGCCAUGUCCCUGUGGUGUAUGUGGACUAUCCUGGACCAGCUUCACUUACUCAGAUAUAUGGAACAUUCAAUCGUGCAAUGCUGAGGCUUAUCCCAUCGCUCCGCACAUAUGCAGAACCUCUUACUGCUGCCAUGGUAGAGUUCUACACAAUGUCACAGGAAAGGUUCACCCAGGACACACAGCCACACUACAUUUAUUCACCUCGUGAAAUGACUCGAUGGGUGAGAGGUAUCUCUGAAGCCUUAAGACUAUUAGAAACCUUACCUGUUGAAGGCCUUAUUAGGAUUUGGGCACACGAAGCCUUGCGUCUCUUCCAAGACAGACUUGUGGAAGAUGAGGAGAGACGUUGGACUGAUGAAAACAUUGAUAUGGUAGCUCUGAAACAUUUCCCCAACAUAGACAAAGAGAAAGCUAUGAGCAGACCCAUCUUGUACAGCAAUUGGCUGUCAAAGGAUUAUAUCCCAGUGGAUCAGGAAGAGCUGAGAGACUAUGUAAAAGCCAGGCUGAAAGUGUUUUAUGAAGAAGAACUUGAUGUGCCACUAGUGCUGUUCAAUGAAGUUUUGGAUCAUGUGCUAAGAAUUGACCGAAUCUUCCGCCAGCCUCAGGGUCACUUGCUUCUCAUUGGAGUUAGUGGAACAGGGAAAACUACUCUCUCACGAUUUGUGGCUUGGAUGAAUGGUUUAAGUGUUUACCAAAUAAAGGUUCAUAGAAAAUACACAGGUGAAGACUUUGAUGAAGAUCUGAGAACGGUCUUCAGACGCUCUGGCUGCAAGAAUGAGAAAAUAGCAUUUAUAAUGGAUGAGUCAAAUGUACUGGAUUCUGGAUUCUUGGAAAAAAUGAAUAAUCUUCUGGCCAAUGGAGAGGUUCCUGGUCUCUUUGAAGGAGAUGAAUAUGCCACCCUUAUGACUCAAUGUAAAGAGGGAGCACAGAAAGAAGGUUUAAUGCUAGAUUCACAUGAAGAACUGUACAAAUGGUUCACCAGUCAAGUUAUUCACAAUCUCCAUGUUGUGUUCACCAUGAACCCAUCUUCUGAGGGCCUGAAGGACAGAGCAGCUACUUCUCCAUCUCUCUUCAACAGGUGUGUCUUGAACUGGUUCGGAGACUGGUCAACUGAAGCACUGUACGAAGUUGGCAAAGAGUUUACAAGCAAAAUGGAUCUUGAGAAGCCAAACUACAUUGUGCCAGACUAUAUGCCAGUUGUGUAUGAGAAGUUACCACAACCGCCAUCACAUAGGGAAGCUAUUGUAAAUAGUUGUGUAUUUGUUCAUCAGACCCUUCAUCAGGCUAACGCUCGUCUAGCAAAAUGGGGAGGCAGAACUAUGGCCAUCACACCACGUCACUAUUUGGACUUCAUCAACCAUUAUGUCAACUUGUUCAAUGAGAAAAGGAGUGAGCUGGAGGAACAGCAGAUGCAUUUGAAUGUUGGCCUUAGAAAGAUCAAGGAAACUGUUGACCAGGUGGAAGAACUGCGUAGGGACUUGAGAAUAAAGAGCCAGGAGUUGGAAGUAAAGAAUGCAGCAGCUAAUGACAAGCUGAAAAAAAUGGUGAAGCAUCAGCAAGAAGCUGAGAAGAAAAAGGUUAUGAGCCAAGACAUUCAAGAGAAGCUGCACGAACAGCAAGCAGUAAUUGCAGAUAAGCAAAUGAGUGUGAAGGAGGAGCUAGACAAAGUCGAGCCUGCUGUCAUUGAUGCUCAGAAUGCUGUGAGCUCUAUAAGGAAGCAGCAUCUUGUUGAAGUAAGAGCAAUGGCCAACCCUCCUGCUGCACUGAAUUAUGCUGAUAUGUUGAAGCGAGUAGAACCCCUCCGCAAUGAACUACAGAAACUGGAGGAUGAUGCCAAAGACAAUCAACAGAAAGCUAAUGAGGUAGAACAGAUGAUUCGUGAUCUCGAGGCCAGUAUUGCUCGCUACAAGGAAGAGUAUGCAGUGCUGAUUUCGGAGGCUCAAGCAAUUAAGGCGGACCUGGCUGCAGUUGAAGCAAAAAAUGCUUUAAUGGCCUCUCUACACAACAGUUUGCCUUUCAAUAUGUUUCCUCCUUUGGACUUCUUACAAAGAGCUUUGCUGACCAUUGAUAAACAGACCAGAGUAAACCGUAGCACUGCACUCUUGAAGAAUCUGUCUGCUGAACGUGAAAGAUGGGAGAAGACAAGUGAAACCUUCAAGAACCAGAUGUCCACUAUUGCAGGAGACUGUUUGCUUUCAGGAGCUUUUAUUGCUUAUGCUGGGUACUUUGACCAGCAAAUGCGACAGAACUUGUUCACUACAUGGUCCCAUCACUUGCAGCAAGCAAAUAUCCAGUUCCGUACAGACAUUGCAAGGACAGAAUACCUUUCCAAUGCAGAUGAGCGUCUUUGCUGGCAAGCAAGUUCUCUACCUGCAGAUGACCUGUGCACAGAAAACGCUAUCAUGCUUAAGCGGUUUAAUAGGUAUCCACUGAUCAUUGAUCCUUCUGGACAAGCCACAGAGUUCAUUAUGAAUGAAUACAAGGACCGUAAGAUCACUCGUACUAGCUUUUUGGAUGAUGCUUUCAGAAAGAACUUGGAAAGUGCACUGAGAUUUGGUAACCCUCUACUCGUCCAGGAUGUGGAGAGCUAUGACCCAAUUCUGAAUCCUGUGCUGAAUCAUGAAGUCCGGAGAACUGGAGGUCGAGUGCUUAUUACCCUGGGAGACCAAGAUAUUGACUUGUCACCGUCCUUUGUCAUCUUCCUCUCCACCAGAGAUCCAACAGUUGAAUUUCCCCCGGAUCUCUGCUCUCGUGUUACGUUUGUCAAUUUCACAAUAACUCGCAGUAGUUUACAGAGUCAGUGUCUGAAUGAGGUCCUGAAAGCUGAAAGACCAGAUGUUGAUGAAAAACGUUCUGACCUCCUUAAACUUCAAGGUGAAUUCCAACUGCGUUUGCGGCAGUUAGAAAAAUCUCUGCUACAAGCUCUCAAUGAAGUGAAGGGACAUAUUUUAGAUGACACAAACAUAACUACUUUAGAGACCCUAAAGAAGGAAGCAGCAGAGGUCACCAGAAAAGUAGAAGAGACUGAUAUUGUCAUGCAAGAGGUGGAGACUGUAUCUCAGCA
This is a messenger RNA of Terrapene triunguis (Three-toed box turtle), 3722 nucleotides long. Its product is annotated as cytoplasmic dynein 1 heavy chain 1-like. Gene Ontology annotation, biological process: microtubule-based movement. Gene Ontology annotation, cellular component: dynein complex. Gene Ontology annotation, molecular function: dynein light intermediate chain binding; dynein intermediate chain binding; minus-end-directed microtubule motor activity. The annotation marks the transcript as partial. The transcript has 24 exons. The record is from RefSeq and is a predicted model, not a curated record. NCBI's taxonomy places the organism in Eukaryota, Metazoa, Chordata, Testudines, Emydidae.